Messenger RNA from Leptopilina heterotoma, 1652 nucleotides. It is a transcript of the gene Mppe, whose product is annotated as metallophosphoesterase 1. The record is from RefSeq and is a predicted model, not a curated record. The transcript has 8 exons. Gene Ontology annotation, molecular function: hydrolase activity. Gene Ontology annotation, biological process: GPI anchor biosynthetic process. Gene Ontology annotation, cellular component: endoplasmic reticulum. Bases 315 to 1376 code for a protein of 353 amino acids. NCBI's taxonomy places the organism in Eukaryota, Metazoa, Arthropoda, Insecta, Hymenoptera, Figitidae.
UGGUCGAAGGCUAUCGGGACAAUUAUCAUCUUAUUGAAAAUUUAAUUCACAUUUAAAAAAGAAUCUUCAGUAACACUUGAAAUAUUUGUAUUUUAUGAAAUCUUAUUUCACUGCUGUCAGAAGGAUAUUACAAAGGAAAAACAAAUGGAAAACAAUGAAUGCAAUACAACGUGUCAGUAUCUCAGAGAGUAGAGGAGACGAAAAUAAUUACAAAUUACAAGAAAAAAAUGCAAUUUAAUUUUGGACACAGUUUAACCGGAAUUAUUCUUCUGGUUAAUGAACUCUGUUCCUAACGAUUAAAUAGUUACUAAACUAUGUUACGUCGAAGUAGGGUGAAAUCAAAGCCAUUUAUUUUCGCUCUGAUAUUAGGUUCCGUGAUUUUAUACAAUGAAUUUAUUGUAUAUGAAAUACAAAGUUUAAAGUGGACUUUAUUGGAAUGCAGGGAAUGUGUUCGGGUUUUACUUGUUGCGGAUCCUCAAAUAUUAGGAAUAAAAAAUGAAAAUUAUUUUGGUUCUUCUGUGGCGAUUUGGGAUAGUGAUAGGUAUUUAGAUAAAACAUUUUCACGAGCUGUGAGAAGAGCGAAUCCUCAUGCAAUUGUUUUUCUUGGUGAUCUUAUGGACGAAGGACACAUUGCAUCUGCUGAAGAAUUUGAAAAAUAUAAACGCAGAUUAAAUUCUAUUUUUUCUACUUCUGAAGAUAUAAUGAAAAUAUACUUGCCUGGUGAUAAUGAUAUUGGAGGAGAAGAAGAUUCGGUGAUGAAAAAUAUUCAUCAAAGAUUUAAUUUUGCAUACACCCAGCCUGAUACUUUAGUUUAUAAAAGCGUUACUUUUUUCAAGGUCAAUAGAUUAAUUCAUGAAAUGCCUCUUGCUCCUAAGGAUGCAUUUUUAAACGAUUACGCCGAAAGAAAUACAACGAAUGUCGUACUUAGCCAUAUGCCAUUACUUUUCAUGCCCGGUACUUUUGUUCAGAACGUUAUUAAGGAGUUAUCGCCACAAAUAAUAUUCAGUGCUCACGAACAUAAAGGAAUGCAUACAAGUUUAGAUACUGCAACAGAUCAACUCAGUGAAAUUCAACUUUUCCCACCGCAAGAAGUUUCAUUUUAUCAAUUAAGAUUGGAUUUGGGCGAUGUUCACGAAAUACAAAUACCAACGUGCUCUUAUCGAAUGGGAACGAAAAAUAUGGGCUAUGGAUUAGCGUACAUUAAUCCUCAAGAGAAGACUUUGGACUUUACAAUUUUAUGGUUACCAGAGAGAUUUGUACUUUUAAAUAUUUACAUCAUUGUUGGUUCAAUAGUUGCAUUUAUUUCACUAAUAAUGAUUAUCAGUAUUCGUAGAUCUUCUAAUUAUAUUUCUUAUUCUCGAGCUCCUAUGUUGUGAACCAAAUAAUUAACAUUUUUCUAAAUCAUUUUUUUAUAUAAUAAUUUAGAAAAUCAAAAGUAAAAAUUUACUUUAUCAAAACUAUUAUGAGACUAGUGGCCAACUAGUGGCCAAAGUAAAAAUUUACUUUAUCAAAACAUUUAAUUAUUAUGAGACUAGUGGCCAAAUCUUGUCGUCUUGAUAAAAACAAUGUGAUAGUUUUUUAAAAUUUUUUAUACUUUAAAAAUAACUUGAAACAUUUUUACUUAAUUAAGAAGAAAAAAACAAAAAAACAAU